AUGCGUCUCGUGCUCGUGGUAUACGCCCUCACGUUAUGCUGCUGCAGUUUCGGUAGAGCGUAUGGCAUUGUCCCGGUCGCCGAGCAAGAGUCGGGUCCGGAAAUCGCGGGGAUGAGCACUGGUAACGCGGUGCAUUUCCUCAAGGGCAGCGAGAAGGAGAUUAAAGCGGAGGCUGAAGACGAAGAGAGGGCACUGAAUCCGGACCACAUUGUGAAGCUCGAGACAGCGUCCGAAAGGGUCCCUUUUGCUACAAACUUCAAGCAAUUUGUGAAUAAGCAUUUCCAGUUCGGCGAUGGGAAGAGUGUUGCCAACGCAGCAAAGGCGGCGACGGGCGAUGCGAAGACUGGGACAGACCAAGCGAAGGCUGUGGCAGCUGAGGCUCCAAAGGAGUUCACAAAGCUGGAAGCCUGGAAGAUCAUCAUGAAAGGGCAGGUGAAGCCGCUUACGAUCAUUGCAGCCAUUGCACUAGCUGGAGGUUAUGUUGUCUAUCUGGUGAAGGGCUAG
Messenger RNA from Hyaloperonospora brassicae, 504 nucleotides. The record is from the annotation of a GenBank genome assembly. Lineage: Eukaryota; Oomycota; Peronosporomycetes; Peronosporales; Peronosporaceae.